AUGAAGUCACAAUCGAGAUUUCGAACCCGAUUUUUCGCACUGCUGGGGCUUUGCCUUCAUUUUGUUUUGGUCGUGUUUGCCUCUGAUGACGAAGAGAACAUCCCUUUGGAUGAUUUUGAAAUCAGAGACAAGAACAGGGAUGGAAGGGUCACGAGGCAAGAGUUUGUUGAUGGGAGCAGGGGGGGUUCGGAUUCAGCCUUUGCCUGUCUUGACGGCGACAUGAAUGGGUAUGUGACGAAGGAGGAGCAGAACGCUCUGAAGAAGCGAUUCUACCGGAGCAGACUCUCGCAGCUGAACUCUGAAGAAGUUCUAGACUGGCUCAUGUAUCCCAAGUGCGUGCCCACUGACAUGAGCAAGUAUGCGAACAAGUUCAAGCAAGCAGGGCUGAAUGGAUUGUCCCUGUGGGAGUAUGGAGUCCGCAGCCCUCGGCUCCUCAAGAACGAGCUCAAGAUCGGGAACCCAGUGGUCAGGCGAACUCUAGUGCAGGCUAUCUGCAGGGAAAUUGAAGGACUUGGUUGUUUGGGACCUCCUGUUUCAGCUGAUUUGAUGGCUCCGACUACUAGGGAGAACAAGACUGAAGAAAAAUUGGAAGAUGCUAUCAAACAUGUCGAUUCGAGAUCAUUCUUCGAAGGGGGUCAGGACCAGAACGAUGAUGGUCAAGUCAGUGAAGAGGAAUUUGUUCGUCAGCAGGCUCGAGGAGGUGUGGGAGUUCUAGAAGCAUUUCAUUGUUUGGAUCCGGAUAGAAAUGGACAGAUCACAAGACAAGAGAUGUGGGAGCUGAAGACUCGUUUUUGGCGAAGCAAACUGAGCAAACUGAGCAAUGAAGAACUUAUCAAAUGGCUUUCGGAUGACAAGUGUGUCCCAACAAACAUGGAGGACUACAUACCGGCUUUCAAGAAACAUGAUGUUCGAGGCCUGACACUGUGGAGCAUCGGAAUACAGAACCCGAGAUUGCUUCAUACCAUCCUAGGGAUUAAGAGCGACAUGAAGCGAGCUCACCUGACGGAGGCUAUCUGCCGUGAGAUUCUAGACUCUGGUUGCUUCUCAGACACGAACAAAUGGACCGGGCUGUUUGGAGGAUGGAAAUACUGGGGGUCAACGUUGCUGAGCUUCGAUCUCUGGCAGGUUUUGAACCUCAUCUUGUCGUUUUUUGGCUUCUUGGCGCCACUCGCCUUUGGUGCAUUUCGCUUGGGUAUCCUCAAUGAUACGAUUCGGACCUUGCAGGAAGGAACUCUGAAUGCAAGGUUGCAAGUUGGGAAGAUGGUGAAAAAGAUAAGAGUGCCGAACUUGGUCCAGUCGCAGUCAAAUGAGAACGCCAGCGGUACUGCGUCAAAGAAAGCAAAUGGACCGACCAAGUCAAAAUCGCACACAUCCCUUCAAAAUUUGAGGUCGGACAGCAGUAAAGUUCGAAAGGCAAACAUGGAAGCCAAGAGAGCAGAAAUCAUGCAAGCGCUAUCAGCGCUCGCUGGGGUUCAAGGAGAACAAGCGAACAAGUGUGCUACAUUUCCACCAUCAAUCAAAGAAUCACUACUGAAGAGCCACAGCGACUCAGCAUUGGCUGACGACUUCGAAGAUUGCUUCGAAGAUUCGGACGAGGGACCGUACCAUACCAAUUCUACUGGUGGUGCAGCUGCAAGAGGUUGUGUGCAGCAAUCGGGGAAUGGCAUGAAGAGAUCGAAAGACCAACCAUCGAGGACGGAUUCAGCAAGAUCGCAAUCCAGCACAAGGCCAACGAACGAGACUGGGAGACAAGCUCAAGCUCAGAUUCCGAAGCAGCAUGCCGAUGGCACAGCAGGAGCUCCGAUCACUCUUGAUCAUGCGACCGCAAAGAAGAUUGUUAGACAAUCCAUGCAAGAGACAGAGAGGGAAAUACAGCCAACUUCGAUUGAAGAAUUUUCAGCAUCAGCACACGGGUCGAAUAUCAGGAAAAGGUGCAAUUACUGCAACAAGCUCUUCAGCAAGUACAGACAGAACUGGUUCAUAAGGAAGAUGGAGAGGUAUCAGUGCAAGAAAUGCGGCCUGUUCUUCUGCGCAGCCCACAAGAGCAAAGGGCAUCACGGGUGCCGAAGUCUUGGAGGUGGGAGAGCGAUGGCAGGCCGCCAUGAAGACUUGUCCAUGUCAACCCAUGAUGGAGACUACGAGCCAUCGCCCGACUCGAGUCUGCGCGAAGAGAGAGACGACACGGACUGUACUUCUUCAUACAGCAAUUGA
Molecule: messenger RNA, 2211 nt
Organism: Guillardia theta CCMP2712
Lineage: Eukaryota; Cryptophyceae; Pyrenomonadales; Geminigeraceae
Exons: 24
Coding region: 1-2211 (736 amino acids)
Molecular function (GO): calcium ion binding
Source: RefSeq, a predicted model, not a curated record